This is a messenger RNA of Xyrauchen texanus (razorback sucker), 1518 nucleotides long. Its product is annotated as cyclin-dependent kinase 2-associated protein 1-like. Lineage: Eukaryota; Metazoa; Chordata; Actinopteri; Cypriniformes; Catostomidae. The coding region runs from base 320 to 676 and encodes 118 amino acids. The transcript is spliced from 5 exons. Gene Ontology annotation, cellular component: nucleus; cytoplasm. The record is from RefSeq and is a predicted model, not a curated record.
GUCUGUUCCCAUUAUGUUUCCCCUGUUCCCCGUCGUGCCGUUAAUCAUUAAACAUAGGGGGAACAAACAAUUAACUUAAGGGGAAACAUAGAGGGAAUACACUUCGACACAACACCGGGCUCACCCGUGCAAAACGAGUGAUACGCUACGAGGACACAGAUGCCUAAUUAAAAUAGUAACACGGGAGAUAAUUUGGAGAUUCUGCAAGGUGGGUGUCAAUAAGUGACGGCCAUAUUUGCGGUGCAGCUGUGCUGUAAACAAAAAAACUGUCGGAGGGAUACAGGGACGCAGUGAUUUCAGGGCGAUUUGAUUUACUACAAUGUCUUUGGGAAUGUCUUACAAACCUAACGCCCACCAGCAUGUUCCAGGAACUUCCAUGUAUCAAGCUGCAGUGGUGCACUCCCAGACUCAGAGUGUAGCUACACAGUCUUACAAAUCUAUUCCUAAUGAUUUUGGACCUCCAUCACUGAGUUUUUCACAGGGUUGUAUUGCAACCCCAAUGCCUCAAAGCAAGUAUGCUGAACUUCUAGCCAUUAUAGAGGAGCUGGGUAAGGAAAUAAGGCCAACAUAUGCUGGAAGUAAAAGUGCCAUGGAGAGGCUUAAAAGAGGCAUCAUAAUUGCCAGAAGCCUGGUGCGUGAGUGCUUGGCAGAAACUGAAAGAAAUGCAAGGUCCUAACACUCAGAACAGAUCCAGCAGAUUCCAACCAGGGUUCACCAGCUUGAAAAUGAACUUUUUUCUAUUGCCUGUUUAAAAACCUAAAACAAAUGAACUGAUUUGAAGUUAUUAUAACACAUACCAAUAUAGAUAUAUCGCUAUAGCUUCUGAUCUGUACAUCAGAGGAGUUUCCUGAAUUUAUGUUCCCAAUUGGGAAUAAACUAUGCUCUCUAAGGCUACCGGAAUGCAAGCUCAGAACUUUGCAUGUUACUUAUAAAUGCUCUUUUUGUUUAUUACAUUUUAUGGCUAAAAUUAAUUUUAUGCUGUAGGACCGCAAACAGGGGUUCCAGGCUAAGGAACAAUUGGAACCGUGUUUCCCAACCUUUUUUCUGCCACAGCACACUUUUUACAAAUUGAACAAAUCCUAUGGCACACCUCUAUCCCACUGUCCACAUAACCAUUGUUGAUAGUUUUCCCUUUUCAAGAAAUUCCAUGUUUUCUGCCCAUUUUAUGAUGUUUACUCGUAAAUGUUUGAAAUUCAGCUAUGCAAAAAACGCAAGUCAGGUAGGUACGGUGUAUAAUGAGAUCACAGGUGGCGAGAGUGCUAAUUGGGUAAUGAAUAAAACAACAAAUUUGCAUCUUUUCUUAUUUUAAGAUUUGUUCUUGCAAUGCCACAGCACAUCAUUUUUUUAUUUAUCUAUUUAUUUACAUGGCUCCAGACUAACAUUUAAAAGUGGUACACAGGUGUUAAAUUCUACAAAACAGAAAACUAGUUUUCUUUCACAGUUUCUUUUUAUCAGGAUCUUGAUGAUUAAAAUUCAGUCAUCUGAAGACAAAGCCUUUUUCUACAAUCAGUUCCAUUG